Messenger RNA from Tripterygium wilfordii, 1937 nucleotides. RefSeq names its product GATA transcription factor 5-like. The record is from RefSeq and is a predicted model, not a curated record. The transcript is spliced from 2 exons. Lineage: Eukaryota; Viridiplantae; Streptophyta; Magnoliopsida; Celastrales; Celastraceae. Gene Ontology annotation, biological process: regulation of DNA-templated transcription. Gene Ontology annotation, molecular function: zinc ion binding; sequence-specific DNA binding. The coding region runs from base 975 to 1805 and encodes 276 amino acids.
GCUUUGCUCAUCCUCUCUAUUGGAACAGAGUCUCACUUGUUCACAGAAAUGCAUCAAUGAAUGACCUAUCUGUAUGUUAUAGCCAUUGUUGAGUUAGGUGCUUUUUCUUUUCAACUUAUGAUUUGGUCUUGAAGUAAAGAGGAAUUUUAUGGCCAACUAUUGCACUUUGUGUAUCAUUUGAAUUGACAGUAUCAUAUCACACAACAUUUUUUCUUCUUCCUCUUCAUUGUUGUUAUUAUUACUAGAAUAAUUGCUGGCAUGCAGAAUCCCUUGUGUGCCUGCAUUGAGAGUAGCAUUUGUGGAUGGGCCUAUACCAGAUUCCCAGUGCCUUUAUUGAUUCAGUGAUGACUGAUGAGUGAGAAAAGCCUACCCAACACAAGUUUUUCAAUUUCUGGACCCCCCAAUAAAACUUUCCAGCCAAUUGCACUUAUUUUAAGUUUUAAAUUAUUUACAAUGACCUGUAAAAAAAAAGGACCAUGACUUCUAAAACCAAUAAAAAGUGCCAAUAUUAAUAGAAAAUAAGAAAAAUAUUUUCUUCAUAAUCGAAAACGACAUUAUAUGUUUAUUCUUUGGAUAUAUGAUAUGAGUUUAAACACAUGUUAUCAUGUCCAUCCGCACAGAAGUAUUCCAACUGACGAUAAAGUAAAUUGAGCUGAAACCUAAAGCGCGUGGCCAGUACAGAAAAUAAGAUAAUUCUAAAGCAGAGAAGAAAAAACUAUAAAAAAGAGGCUAGAGUGAAAAAGAACUAAAGUUAUAAUUAAAAGAGAGUGGAGGGAGAUGGUGAGAAUUAGAAUUAAGGAUUGUGUGGCCUGUGGAUGAUUGGUUAGGUCUUUUAGCUUAUAUGCCGACAUUACUGAGAGUCUGAGACAUCUCUGCAAGUCUCCCCUCAUUAUUAUUUUCCCAUCACUUUCUCCCUUCAUCUUUAUCAUCUCUCUGGAUUUUUUUUCACAAGAAGCUACUUUCCUUUCUCGGCCAUGGAAUUGUCCCCUAAUGUGACAGUCUCCGGUGAGUACCAGCCAGACCAACUUGCUUCAUCCAUUCCUGCUGACAUUUUCUCAGCUCAAAGCAUGGAAGUGGAUAUGAGCUUGGAAUGGCUGUCAAUAUUUGUAGAGGACUGUUUAUCAAGCACAGGAAGUUGUCUUCCAGCAGUACCCUCUAGUGUUCAAAACCCAACCUUAAACCCAAAAUUGACCAAAACCCAACAAAACCCAUCUUCCUUGCACAAGUAUGUAGUCCCAGGGAAGGCCAGAACCAAGAGAAAAAGGACAUCCCCAACUGCCAAAACCAAAAAGAAUGAUGCAUUAACUAGUUGGACUCAUAACCUAAACCCACAUAACCAAACUCUUUAUUUCACAUCCUCUGACCCUCCUUUGCUCCAACAAACACAUUGGUUAGCUGACAGUGAACUCAUGAUACCCCUAAAGCAGGAAUCCCCAAACAACAACAUUAGUAACAUAGAAGAAACAAAGGAGUUCAUAGUGGAUGGUCAUAAGGAGACAGAGAAGGAGGAGGUUAUGAUGAGUCUGGAGGGUAAUGAUGGUCGUUGGGGUGUGAUGCAGCAGCAACCACCAAGGAGGUGCACUCAUUGUCAAUCACAAAGAACCCCACAGUGGAGGGCUGGACCAAUGGGUCCAAAGACAUUGUGCAAUGCAUGUGGGGUGAGGUACAAGUCAGGAAGACUAUUGCCAGAGUAUAGACCUGCAAAAAGCCCUACUUUUGUGAGCUUCUUGCACUCCAAUUCUCACAAGAAAGUUAUGGAGAUGAGAAUGGGUAACACUGCCUCCAUUAAUCCUUGUGAGCAGUGACCCUUUUUUGUUGAGUUCCAAUUCCUCCUAUGUAAAUUACUCUAGAUAAGAUCAUUACAUAUUUUAGUGAGAUUAUGGUUGCUCCCCAGUAUUGGCAUCAAAAUUUGGGAAUCAUUUUCUUUUCAGAAUCCA